AUGACACAAAACGGAAGGUCCAUGCGUUCUAGGGUCAUGUGUAAUGUUAAGGGUUUAGACAUGUUUCCUGACGCUUAUGUUUUGUACCAUGCGUAUCGGGUCUCGGACCACACCCCUUGCAUUUUAAAGCUUACAAACGUGCCUAAAGGGUCUAAGCCAAAACCGUUCAAGUUCGCGAAUUUUAUUACUUCUAAACCGGAGUUCAGGGUUUGUGUCGAGCGAGAAUGGGUGAAGACGGUUGAUGGGAUUUCUAUGUUCUCGGUUACCUCUAAGUUAAAAAACUUGAAGCCAGGUCUUAGGAAAAUCCUGAACCAACAAGGGAAUUUACACUUAAAGGUGAGUGAGUUGCGUAAAAAGCUUGAUGAGAUCCAAUGCCUUCUAGACAAGAACCCUCUUGAUGUGGAGCUUCGUAAUAAUGAAUCGGAGUGCCUAAAGGAGUUCCAGAUUGCGGCGUAUGAUGAGGAAUGCUUCUUGAAACAAAAAUCAAAGGUUGAGUGGCUUUGUACCGGGGAUUCGAAUACAGCUUUUUUUCACAAUAGCCUGAAAUGUAGAAACGCUAAAAACAAGAUUCAUUGUAUUCGGGAUGUGGCUGGAACCCGAUAUGAAGGGGAUGCGGCUUCGGACGCGUUAGUAAAUCACUACGCGGGCUUCUUAGGAAUGGAGGAUCAAGUUGCUAGUAUUGACUUGUCGGAGGUAUGUGUUAAUACGCUUAGUCCGGAAGUGGCAAGCAACAUGGUCAGACAGGUUACUCCAGAAGAAAUUAAAAAGGCUAUGUUCAGUAUUGGUGAAAAUAAAGCUCCGGGGCCGGAUGGUUACACGUCUGCCUUUUUCAAGCAUGCAUGGGAUAUUGUGGGGGCUGAGGUUACAAAAGCGAUUCUGGAUUUCUUUGAGAACGGUAAAAUUCUGAAGCAGUUGAAUCAUACAAUUUUGGCUCUAAUCCCUAAAGUUGAUACCCCGGAUUCGGUUUUGGAUUACCGUCCAAUAUCUUGUUGCAAUGUUCUCUACAAAUGUAUAAGUAAAAUUAUAACGGAAAGAUUAAAGGGGUGUUUGGAGACCCUGGUUAGCAUUAAUCAAUCGGCGUUUGUGCCUGGUAGGAGGAUAUCGGAUAAUAUCCUCUUGACGCAAGAACUGAUGCAUAAUUACCAUCUAAACAAAGGCCCGCCAAGGUGUGCAUUCAAAAUUGACAUUCAAAAGGCGUAUGACACUGUUAGUUGGUCGUUUCUAGAACAGAUUCUUUGUCAGUUUGGUUUGCAUAGAAAGAUGGUAAACUGGAUUAUGGCGUGUGUUACCACGACUACCUAUUCAUUGAGUAUAAAUGGUAAUCUCCAUGGGUUCUUUAAGGGGAGAAGGGGGCUUCGUCAAGGAGAUCCAAUGUCUCCUUAUUUGUUCACUCUUGUCAUGGAGGUGCUCACUUUACUCCUUCAACAUAAUGCUCGUUCAAGCACAACGUUCAAGUAUCAUGCAAAAUGUGUAAAGCAGAAAAUUAUUAAUGUCUCUUUCGCUGAUGAUUUGUUUAUUUUUGUUCAUGGGAGUGUCUCUCCGGUAAACAGAAUAAAGGAGGCGUUGGAGUUGUUCACUAAUAUUUCGGGACUAGUUCCGAGCCCUGCAAAGAGUACGGUCUUUUUCUGUAAUGUUAGUCAGCAGGUUAGACAGCAUAUUCUCAACAUUAUGCCGUUUCAGGAAGGCACCUUGCCUGUUCGGUAUCUUGGUGUGCCGUUGAUUACCACGAGGUUAAUGGCAAAAGAUUGUAAGUUGCUGGUGGAUCGUAUGGAGAAGAAAAUUGAUAACUGGAUGACAAAGACUCUCUCGUUUGCGGGUAGGUUGCAGCUGGUUAACUCUGUUCUUUCAGCCAUGCAUUUAUAUUGGGCUUCGGUAUUCAUGAUUCCGGCUCGUGUUACCAAGGAGUUAGAAAAGCGUAUGCGGCGUUUUCUUUGGAAUGCAGGUACGAAUGGGAGAAUCAAAGCAAAGGUGGCGUGGAAUGAUAUAUGUUUGCCAAAAGCGGAAGGUGGUUUGGGUAUUAGAUGUAUUGCGGAUGUCAACAGGGCCCUCAUUACUAAGCAUAUUUGGAGUAUCCUCUCAAAAAGGAACUCGUUAUGGGUGCAGUGGAUCUAUACUCAUAAACUGAAAAAUCAGAAUUUUUGGGAGGUUCAAGGUAAAGGUAGUAUGACGUGGGGUUGGAGGAAGAUUUUAUCCAUUCGGAAUGCGGUUCGGCCGUUUUUUUGGAGCAUUAUUCGGAGUGGUAAGCAAACGAAUGUGUGGAGCGAUAAUUGGUGUCACUUGAGUCCUCUUAGGUCUUUUAUAACACCAAGACACAUUGCGAACGCGGGGUUUAAUCUUCAAGACACGGUGGCAGAAUUACUAGAUGAGAAUGGGCAGUGGAAAUGGCCCCAAGCAUGGUACGAUGUAUACCCGGUUCUGAUUGGGUUAACUGUUAAUCAACAGGACCCCCAGUUAGCGGACCGAAUGGUUUGGAAGGACGUAGAGGGUCAUGAUCAGCACUUUAGCUCAUUGGAAGUAUGGCAUACAUUACGGACUCGUGACACUCCAGUUAAGUGGGCUAGUAUGGUUUGGUUUAGUCAAUGUAUCCCGAGACACUCAUUUCAUCUUUGGUUAGUCAUAAAAAACAAGCUCAAAACACAAGAUCGAUUGGCGGUAUGGGAAGUGGGCAGCGAAACGAACCGGAGACUCAUGUGUUGUCCUCUUUGUAAACAUGGUACGGAUUCUAGAGAUCAUUUAUUUUUCGUGUGUCGUUUUGCUUCACAAGUCUGGUCGAACAUAAGGAUGUUGGUGGAAUUGGAUAACGUUAAUGAUUCUUGGACCUCGAUUGCGGAUUGGAUGGAACACAAUUCGGAUUCCAAAAGAUUCAAACACAUCGUGUGUAAGCUAGCAAUAUCGGCCUCAUCUUAUUACAUAUGGCAAGAGCGGAAUAAUCGGCUGUUUACGUCAAAGGAGUGUACGGCUAAACAGGUGAUCGAGAAGAUUAAAAACAUUGUCCGGCUUCGGCUAAUGGGUUUCGUUUACAAAGGAGAUAUGGAUUAUCAAAGGACGCUUACAAAGUGGCAGAACCUGUGUAGGGCAUCGGAUGAAGACCCGGGCUAA
This is a messenger RNA of Helianthus annuus (common sunflower), 3099 nucleotides long. RefSeq lists its product as uncharacterized. The transcript has a single exon. Bases 1 to 3099 code for a protein of 1032 amino acids. Lineage: Eukaryota; Viridiplantae; Streptophyta; Magnoliopsida; Asterales; Asteraceae. The record is from RefSeq and is a predicted model, not a curated record.